Molecule: messenger RNA, 1680 nt
Organism: Condylura cristata (star-nosed mole)
Lineage: Eukaryota; Metazoa; Chordata; Mammalia; Eulipotyphla; Talpidae
Gene: HEXB
Product: hexosaminidase B (beta polypeptide)
Exons: 14
Coding region: 49-1650 (533 amino acids)
Biological process (GO): ganglioside catabolic process; carbohydrate metabolic process; glycosaminoglycan metabolic process
Cellular component (GO): membrane
Molecular function (GO): beta-N-acetylhexosaminidase activity
Source: RefSeq, a predicted model, not a curated record
CGCAGGUCCGUGUGCUGCUCGGCCGCGGACCCACGAGCCCGAGACGUCAUGGAGCCGCGCGGGCUGGGGCAGGUCGUGCUGCUCGGGCUGCUGGCGCUGGCGGCGCGGGCCUCGGGUGACGACGCCGCGGAGAGCCUGGGGCUGUGGCCCAUGCCGCUGUCGGUGCAGCUGUCCCCGAAACAGCUCUACCUCUCCCCCGAGAACUUCUACAUCGGCCACGACCCCUAUUCCAAGGCCGACCCCGGCUGCAGCCUCCUGCAGGAAGCGUUUCGGCGAUAUUAUGAGUAUAUUUUUGGUUACAACAAGUGGAAUCAUGGUCCAGCUAAAUUUUAUAAUGAAACGCAGUUACAGCAACUUGUGGUCUCAGUUGUCCUUGACUCAGAGUGCAACAGUUUCCCCAAUAUUUCUUCAGAUGAGUCCUAUACUUUAAAUGUGAAAGGACCCGUGGCUGUCCUCAAGGCCAACAGAGUUUGGGGAGUAUUACGAGGUUUAGAGACCUUUAGCCAGUUAAUUUAUCAAGAUACUUAUGGGACUUUCAUCAUCAAUGAAUCCAGCAUUACUGAUUCUCCAAGGUUUCCUCAUAGAGGAGUUUUAAUCGAUACAGCGAGACACUAUCUGCCAGUUCAAACUAUUCUAAAAACUCUGGAUGCCAUGGCUUUUAAUAAGUUUAAUGUCCUCCACUGGCACAUAGUUGAUGACCAGUCUUUCCCUUUCGAGAGCAUCACUUUUCCAGAGUUAAGCAAAAAGGGAAGCUAUUCCUUGUCUCAUGUGUAUACACCACGUGAUGUCCGUAAGGUGAUUGAAUAUGCCCGACUACGUGGGAUUCGAGUCAUACCAGAAUUUGAUUCACCUGGACAUACACAGUCCUGGGGGAAAGGUCAAAAAGGCCUCCUUACUCCAUGCUAUAAUGCAAAGACACCAUCUGGGAUGUUUGGACCUGUAAACCCUAUUCUGAAUUCAACUUAUACCUUCAUGUCUAAAUUUUUGGAAGAAAUUAGUAAGGUGUUUCCAGAUCAGUACAUUCAUUUGGGAGGAGAUGAAGUGGAUUUUAAAUGUUGGGCAUCUAAUCCAGAAAUCCAAAAGUUCAUGGAACACAGUGGCUUUCAAAAAGAUUUUAGAAAACUGGAAUCUUUCUAUGUUGAAAAGAUCCUGAAAAUGGUUUCAACCAAAAACAGGAGAUCCGUCAUCUGGCAAGAGGUUUUUGAUAAUAGUGUGAAGCUUCCUCCUGGCACCACAAUUCAAGUAUGGAUCCCCAACAAUUAUGCCACAGAACAGUCAGUCAUCACGGCAGCUGGCUUCCCAGUGAUCCUUUCUGCUCCUUGGUAUUUAGACUUGAUUAGUUACGGAGAAGAUUGGAGAAAAUACUAUCAAGUGAAACCUCUUAAUUUUCCUGGUUCUCCGCAGCAGAAAAGACUCGUCCUUGGUGGAGAAGCGUGUCUCUGGGGAGAAUAUGUGGAUGUAACGAAUUUCAUGCCAAGACUAUGGCCUCGAGCAAGUGCAGUUGGUGAGCGACUCUGGAGUCAAGGAAAUGUCACAGAUCUAAGCAGUGCCUACAGGAGACUAACCAUUCACCGCUGCAGGAUGGUCAGACGUGGAAUAGCCGCACAGCCCCUUUUCACCGGCCACUGUAGCCCCGAGUUCACCAAGUGAAGACGAGGGGAAAGCCCACAGCAAUCUGUG